AUGGCCGUCCUUCCACUGCUCCUCUGCCUGCUGCCGCUGGCCCCCGCCUCGUCUCCAUCCCAGCCAGCCGCACCCAGCCCGUGUCCCCGCCGCUGCCGCUGCCAGACGCAGUCCCUGCCCCUAAGCGUGCUGUGCCCGGGGGCAGGCCUUCUGUUCGUGCCACCGUCGCUAGACCGCCGGGCAGCCGAGCUGCGCCUGGCGGACAACUUCAUCGCGGCCGUGCGCCGCCGGGACCUGGCCAACAUGACCGGCCUGCUGCAUCUGAGCUUGUCGCGUAACACCAUCCGCCACGUGGCAGCCGGCGCCUUUGCCGACCUGCGCGCCCUCCGUGCCCUGCACCUAGAUGGGAACCGGCUGACCUCGCUGGGCGAGGGUCAGCUGCGCGGCCUGGUCAACUUGCGCCACCUCAUCCUGAGCAACAACCAGCUGGCAGCCCUGGCGGCCGGUGCCCUGGAUGACUGCGCCGAGACACUAGAGGAUCUCGAUCUCUCCUACAACAACCUGGAGCAGCUUCCCUGGGAGGCUUUGGGCCGCCUGGGCAAUGUCAACACACUGGGCCUCGACCACAACCUGCUAGCCUCUGUGCCCGCUGGCGCCUUUUCCCGCCUGCACAAGUUGGCACGGCUGGACAUGACCUCCAAUCGCCUGACCACCAUCCCGCCCGACCCACUUUUCUCCCGCCUGCCGCUGCUAGCCAGGCCCCGAGGCUCACCUGCCUCUGCCCUGGUGCUGGCCUUCGGUGGGAACCCGCUCCACUGCAACUGCGAGCUGGUGUGGCUGCGGAGGCUGGCCAGGGAGGAUGACCUGGAGGCCUGUGCCUCCCCACCCGCUCUGGGUGGCCGCUACUUCUGGGCUGUGGGCGAGGAGGAAUUUGUGUGCGAGCCCCCUGUGGUGACUCACCGCUCGCCACCGCUGGCAGUGCCUGCAGGUCGGCCAGCUGCCCUGCGCUGCCGGGCAGUGGGGGACCCUGAGCCCCGUGUGCGUUGGGUGUCACCCCAGGGCCGGCUGGUGGGCAAUUCGAGCCGUGCUCGUGCCUUCCCUAAUGGGACGUUGGAGCUGCUGGUCACUGAGCCGGGCGAUGGUGGCAUUUUCACUUGCAUUGCGGCCAAUGCAGCUGGUGAGGCCACCGCUGCUGUUGAGCUGACCGUGGGCCCCCCGCCACCCCCCCAGCUAGCCAACAGCACCAGUUGUGACCCCCCGCGGGACGGGGAUCCUGAUGCCCUCACCCCGCCCUCUGCUGCCUCUGCCUCUGCCUCCGCCUCCGCCAAGGCAGCUGACACUGCGCCCCCUAAGGACCGUGGUGUCCAGGUGACUGAGCAUGGGGCCACAGCUGCUCUUGUCCAGUGGCCAGACCAGCGGCCUAUCCCGGGGAUCCGCAUGUACCAGAUCCAGUACAACAGCUCAGCCGAUGACAUCCUCGUCUACAGGAUGAUUCCCGCCGACAGCCGCUCCUUCCUGUUGUCAGACCUCGCAUCUGGCCGCACCUAUGACCUGUGCGUGCUAGCGGUGUACGAGGACGGCGCCACCGGGCUGACGGCCACACGGCCAGUGGGCUGCUCCCGCUUCUCCACUGAGCCGGCGCUGCGGCCCUGUGGGGCCCCGCACGCACCCUUCCUGGGCGGCACCAUGAUCAUCGCCCUUGGUGGAGUCAUCGUGGCCUCGGUACUGGUCUUCAUCUUCGUGCUGCUCAUGCGCUACAAGGUGCACGGCGGCCAGCCCCCCGGCAAGGCCAAGGCACCUGCACCUGUCAGCAGCGUUUGUUCGCAGACCAACGGCGCCCUGGGCCCCACACCGGCCCCGCCUGCCCCUGAGCCUGCUGUGCCCAGGGCCCACACCGUGGUCCAGCUGGACUGUGAGCCCUGGAGGCCCAGCCACGAACCCACGGGACCCUAG
Puma concolor (puma) is the source of this 1893-nucleotide messenger RNA. RefSeq names its product leucine rich repeat and fibronectin type III domain containing 3 (gene LRFN3). Lineage: Eukaryota; Metazoa; Chordata; Mammalia; Carnivora; Felidae. Gene Ontology annotation, cellular component: presynaptic active zone membrane; cell surface. The record is from RefSeq and is a predicted model, not a curated record. Gene Ontology annotation, molecular function: protein binding.